Neoarthrinium moseri is the source of this 1002-nucleotide messenger RNA. RefSeq lists its product as uncharacterized. The transcript has 2 exons. Gene Ontology annotation, cellular component: plasma membrane; fungal-type vacuole. The record is from RefSeq and is a predicted model, not a curated record. NCBI's taxonomy places the organism in Eukaryota, Fungi, Ascomycota, Sordariomycetes, Amphisphaeriales, Apiosporaceae. The coding region runs from base 1 to 1002 and encodes 333 amino acids.
AUGGCGACUUCAGACGGCACCGAGCUGCCACAGGGGUUCAGCUUCCGCAAUUGCAGGGACUACGUGGAUGUUUUCCCUCAAUACUGCAAAUACGACGAGUCGUACUAUCUUUAUCGAAUCGAAGUCGUUCCCAAUGCUGUCUUUGCUGGACUAUUCGCCCUCUCCUUUCUGGGAUUUGCAGCGGUCUUCGUCCUCACACGCUUCCGAAAUGUCGGCUUCACCGUUGCCCUCCUGCUGGGUGUUCUCUGUGAGGUCUUGGGCUACAUGGGUCGCAUAAUGAGCUGGCAGGACCAGUGGUCCGAGAACGGCUUCUUGAUCCAAAUAUGCUGUCUCACCAUCGGUCCUGCCUUCAUGGCUGCGGGCAUCUACUUCUGCCUCCGAAGUAUUAUCAUUACUUUCGGAGCCGAAAACUCACGCCUCAACCCCUUGUGGUACCCUCGAAUUUUCAUCCCGUGCGAUGUGAUAUCUCUCAUUCUCCAAGCCGUUGGCGGCGGCAUGGCCAGCGUCGCCUCGCAUAACCGCACCGACAUCGACCCAGGGAAUAACAUUAUGAUCGCGGGCCUUGCUUUUCAGGUCUUCACUUUGCUAGUGUUUAUUAUUUUCGCCGUCGACUUUGCGAUCCGCACGCUCCGGCGUGGCCCCGCCGCGCUCGACCACGAUCCAGCCCUUGUACGACUUCGUGCCAGUUGGUCCUUCCGCCUUUUCCUUGGCGCCUUGUCAUUGAGCACAAUCUGCAUUUUCUGGAGGAGUGUUUACAGAGUUGCCGAGUUGAGCGAGGGCUGGACAGGCCCCCUAAUGCGGAAGCAGGGUAUGUUCAUUGGGUUCGAGGGCGUCAUGGUAGUGGUGGCGGUGCUGGUCUUGAAUGUUUGGCAUCCGAACUUGUGCUUCCAGGGUAUGGAACAUAUCACUGGGAAGAGUGGUAACGUACGGCCAAAAAGCUCGCCUGCUCAGAGCAGUGGAGAGGAAGAACAAAAAGUCUCAGGCUCGCACGUCCCAAGGUAG